This is a messenger RNA of Daktulosphaira vitifoliae (grape phylloxera), 1471 nucleotides long. Its product is annotated as centrosomal protein of 112 kDa-like. The record is from RefSeq and is a predicted model, not a curated record. The transcript is spliced from 9 exons. Lineage: Eukaryota; Metazoa; Arthropoda; Insecta; Hemiptera; Phylloxeridae. Bases 1 to 1455 code for a protein of 484 amino acids.
AUGGCUAACCGUUCAUUGAUAUUACAAAAUGAAGAAUGGAAAAGAUUAAACAAACUUAAUACCGUUAAAAUCGAUAGUGAAAUGGCUAAUAAAGAAAUUAAGAGCUUUAGUGAUGAAAGAAGAGCUAUCUCUGAAAAAUUAACUAAAAAUUGGGAUACAACAGUGUUGAAUAAAAGAAGAAGAGAGUUGGAUAAAAGAAAACAACUUUUAGCUGAUUUAGAAACUAAACAAAUAAUUAGAGACGAAGAAAUAAAACGUAAAAUAUUAGAAAAAAGGGAACAUAUAGUUGAAAAAUCUCGUGUUCAUAGAUGGAAAGCUAUGGAUUCUAUUAAAAUGCUCAAUAGUGCUAUACAACAUGCAGAGGUUCUUAGAGAAAGAAAACUUCAAAUUGAAUUUAAUAAUUCUGAAAAAAAGAAAAUGUUAGAAGAAGAAAAACUAAUGAUUGAUUUACAAAGGAAACAAGCUAAUGAAUAUGAAAAGGAACUUUGGAAUAAUAAAAUAAAACAAUCAAAAGAGAAGUACAAGAUAAAAAAUAAAAAAGCAGAAGAAGAAAUUAAAAAAAAAGAAUAUGAAAACGCUGAAUUGUUGCGGAUAUUUAGGGAAAUAAAAGAGGAAACAGAAAAGAGAAAAGCUAAGCUUCAAUUAUCAAAACAAAAUGCACUAAAAAGUUUAUCUGAAAGUCGAGAAAUGGCAACUAAAAAAAAAAUUGCUCGAGAAUUAGAAAAUCAAGACGAUGAUGCGGUAACGGCAAUUAUUGCUGAAUCUAAUGAGAAAAUCGCCAAAACUAGAAUGUUAAAAGAAAUGGAGAUAAUAAAAGCAAAACAAAAUGUAUUAGAUAAAAUCAAAGAAAAACUUAAUGUUAAACAAGCUAAGAAAGAUGAAAAAGACGAAAUAGUGUUCCUCAAUGCCAUCGCUAAACAAGAAAAAAGAAUUCAAAAAGAACUAUCUGAAAAACUAGAGAUGAAGAAAAUACUUUCAAAAGAGAUGGAAGAUUAUAGGACGGCAAUGAAAGAACUUAAAUCUAAGGAAAAAGAAAGACUUUCGUUGAGUUAUCAAUGGGAAAAGGAAAGACGUUUAUUAGAAAGUAAAAUAAUAAACGAAUUGAACUUGUUAAGAAAAAAAACUGAACAUAAAAAUAAAAUAUAUCUGCGAGAGUAUCUUGACUAUCAAUGUGCCAAUAACAGGGCAGCAAAUAUAGCUAAUAAAGCGGAGGAUCAAAAGUAUUAUGAUAAACUACUUAAAUUAUGGCGUCAAAAUGAUCAAGAAUUCAAUGAAUAUGCCAGAGAAGUUAUGAAAAUAAACCAUGAGUUAAACCGUCCAAAUGAUCCUAUUCUCAAAGUUAUCAAAGAGUACUCAAAAAAGAAUACUUUAUUAGCCGAUGCUGCAAAAAACUGUAUUGAUUCAAUCCCAAAUAUUCCGUUAGGGCCUUUAAAAGUUUUAUGCGGUACAAGUUAAAAAUACAAAUAUACAC